Messenger RNA from Andrographis paniculata, 1030 nucleotides. Its product is annotated as dihydroneopterin aldolase 1-like. The transcript is spliced from 4 exons. NCBI's taxonomy places the organism in Eukaryota, Viridiplantae, Streptophyta, Magnoliopsida, Lamiales, Acanthaceae. Gene Ontology annotation, molecular function: dihydroneopterin aldolase activity. The record is from RefSeq and is a predicted model, not a curated record. The coding region runs from base 281 to 676 and encodes 131 amino acids. Gene Ontology annotation, cellular component: cytoplasm. Gene Ontology annotation, biological process: folic acid-containing compound metabolic process.
AGCCAAGUCUUCUGUCAGUAAUUCGUUUGUCUGUCUGCAUCGCAGAUCUGUGUGGAAAUGGUUUUUGGUUCGCCGGUGGCAGACGCAGAACUGUGAUUGUCGAGUCGGCGAACUGUACUGCUUUUCACAUUAAGCGGUUAAAGGAGUGAUUCACGACUAGGGAUACCUCCAUAGUCCAUUCCAUUCGAGAGGUAUCUGCUAAUUCCUGCGAAAUCUUCCUCGUCGAUUAGGUUAUUGCAAAUUCAAUCCCGCUGUUCUUCCCGUACAGAUUCUGGUAACCAUGGAUGAAAUUAUGAAGGGAGACAAGCUUGUAUUAAGGGGGAUGAUGUUUCAUGGGUACCAUGGGGUGAAGCCAGAAGAAAGAAAAUUGGGCCAGAAAUUCUUGGUGGAUGUGGAUGCCUGGAUGGAUCUUCAAGCCGCUGGGAAUUCUGAUAACCUCUCAGAUACUGUCAGCUAUACCGACAUUUACCGCGUGGUUAAGGCAGUCAUGGAAGGAUCUCCCCACAACCUUCUGGAAUCUGUAGCUCAACUGAUUGCGACUACGGCAUUGAGCAAGUUUCCCCAGGUUUCAGCUGUCCGGGUACAGGUAGGAAAGCCACACGUGGCUGUGGUUGGUCCUGUCGACUACUUGGGCGUCGAAAUUAUUAGACAUCGUACCACUGGUGAGCAAACUUAAGGUAACUCUCUUCAACCUUAAUUCUCGAACUUUCCUGUUGAACCUUCUUUGCUCGUUUGUUGCACAUUCUGUUUAUAAUCGUCGCUACUCUGUCAAGUUUUCCCUGAUAAUUAUGUUGAAAAGUAGAAGAAUUUUCUCCUCUGUUGCUUGGCAACUCGGAAAUGGCGUCGAAAGGGUUCCGAUGCCGGGCUAUUGUUGACAUAGGGAUAGACAUAACUUAAGUCAUGCUUGAUGAAGGUAGAAAAUAGAACAAAAGCUUGGGUGUGUUUGGAUGUCCCAACCCCCUUUUUCUUUCUUCCUCUUCAAAAAUAUCAAAAUACUACAUCGGUCUGAUUCCAAGGCUGUUUUUGCGUA